Nerophis ophidion (straightnose pipefish) is the source of this 2666-nucleotide messenger RNA. RefSeq names its product endothelin-1-like. Gene Ontology annotation, cellular component: extracellular region. Gene Ontology annotation, molecular function: endothelin B receptor binding; hormone activity. The coding region runs from base 142 to 675 and encodes 177 amino acids. The record is from RefSeq and is a predicted model, not a curated record. Lineage: Eukaryota; Metazoa; Chordata; Actinopteri; Syngnathiformes; Syngnathidae. Gene Ontology annotation, biological process: regulation of vasoconstriction; intracellular calcium ion homeostasis; regulation of systemic arterial blood pressure by endothelin. The transcript has 5 exons.
GGAGGAGGAGGAAGAGGGAAGGCCAAGCAACUUGUAUAAAGUCCCGGGGUUCGAACAUGAGGGCCACAUUCACUCACCUUCACGCGCCUUUUUUCUCAGACUUGCGUGUUUUUGUGCGUCUGCUGCUGGAUUAUUUGUUUAAUGGCGCGACUUUGCCAGUUUUCCCAGAUGGAUGUUUACUUGUGGAUUGUAGUCUACUCCUGGCUCUCUGGCGCAGUUCUGUCGGCGCCGGCCGGGGACUCCGCGCCCACUGCGCAUGUGCGCAACAAGCGCUGCGCCUGCGCCACCUUCUUGGAUAAAGAGUGCGUUUAUUUCUGUCACCUGGACAUCAUAUGGGUCAACACACCUGAGCGAGUGGUCUCCUACGGCCUGGGCAACGCUCCCAGGAAGAGGCGCUCGGUCGGCGACAGUCGCCCGCGGUGUCGAUGCCAGCAUGAAGGAGACUUCACCUGCACCGACUUCUGCCAAAAGCUGGACGACAACAUGAGUGAGGAGACAUCGGCGGUGGUCCAAGGUGCAGAGAGAGGGCACACAAGCCAGACAAAAAGGACGAAGAGCGGCCACGACAGACAAGUGACGCCUCAGUGGCUCAGGGCCGUGUCUAAAACGCGGAACCUUCUGGAAAAAUGGAGACGCAGGGCGAGAACACGGCAGAUGGAAAGGAACAACUCCUGAAGAAGACACAAAAGAGGACAUUAAAGACACGGACCUUUCCAUGUUGGACCUGAAGUCAACAUCAUCACCUGUGGCGACUCUGAGAAGAAACAUUUCAAAAACUUUUGCAGCAAACCAAAGAAAACCAACACUGCCUCCACCCUUAUGGACCAUGAUCAUGUUGACUGCCUCCACCUUAUGGACCAUGAUCAUGUUGACUGCCUCCACCUUAUGGACCAUGAUCAUGUUGACUGCCUCCACCCUUAUGGACCAUGAUCAUGUUGACUGCCUCCACCUUAUGGACCAUGAUCAUGUUGACUGCCUCCACCUUAUGGACCAUGAUCAUGUUGACUGCCUCCACCUUAUGGACCAUGAUCAUGUUGACUGCCUCCACCCUUAUGGACCAUGAUCAUGUUGACUGCCUCCACCCUUAUGGACCAUGAUCAUGUUGACUGCCUCCACCUUAUGGACCAUGAUCAUGUUGACUGCCUCCACCUUAUGGACCAUGAUCAUGUUGACUGCCUCCACCCUAAUGGACCAUGAUCAUGUUGACUGCCUCCACCCUUAUGGACCAUGAUCAUGUUGACUGCCUCCACCUUAUGGACCAUGAUCAUGUUGACUGCCUCCACCUUAUGGACCAUGAUCAUGUUGACUGCCUCCACCCUAAUGGACCAUGAUCAUGUUGACUGCCUCCACCCUUAUGGACCAUGAUCAUGUUGACUGCCUCCACCUUAUGGACCAUGAUCAUGUUGACUGCCUCCACCUUAUGGACCAUGAUCAUGUUGACUGCCUCCACCCUAAUGGACCAUGAUCAUGUUGACUGCCUCCACCCUUAUGGACCAUGAUCAUGUAGACUGCCUCCACCUUAUGUAGACUGCCUCCACCCUUAUGGACCAUGAUCAUGUUGACUGCCUCCACCCUUAUGGACCAUGAUCAUGUUGACUGCCUCCACCCUUAUGGACCAUGAUCAUGUUGACUGCCUCCACCCUUAUGGACCAUGAUCAUGUUGACUGCCUCCACCCUUAUGGACCAUGAUCAUGUUGACUGCCUCCACCUUAUGGACCAUGAUCAUGUUGACUGCCUCCACCUUAUGGACCAUGAUCAUGUUGACUGCCUCCACCUUAUGGACCAUGAUCAUGUUGACUGCCUCCACCUUAUGGACCAUGAUCAUGUAGACUGCCUCCACCCUUAUGGACCAUGAUCAUGUUGACUGCCUCCACCUUAUGGACCAUGAUCAUGUUGACUGCCUCCACCUUAUGGACCAUGAUCAAGUUGACUGCCUCCACCCUUAUGGACCAUGAUCAUGUUGACUGCCUCCACCUUGUGGACCAUGAUCAUGUAGACUGCCUCCACCUUAUGGACCAUGAUCAUGUUGACUGCCUCCACCCUAAUGGACCAUGAUCAUGUUGACUGCCUCCACCUUAUGGACCAUGAUCAUGUAGACUGCCUCCCCCCUUAUGGACCAUGAUCAUGUUGACUGCCUCCACCUUAUGGACCAUGAUCAUGUAGACUGCCUCCACCCUUAUGGACCAUGAUCAUGUUGACUGCCUCCACCCUAAUGGACCAUGAUCAUGUUGACUGUCUCCACCUUAUGGACCAUGAUCAUGUAGACUGCCUCCACCCUUAUGGACCAUGAUCAUGUAGACUGCCUCCACCCUUAUGGACCAUGAUCAUGUAGACUGCCUCCACCCUUAUGGACCAUGAUCAUGUUGACUGCCUCCACCCUAAUGGACCAUGAUCAUGUAGACUGCCUCCACCUUAUGUAGACUGCCUCCACCCUAAUGGACCACUAGUCCUAUGACUGACAGACACUAUAUGUAGCCAUGCCACACUGUAGCUCCCAGAGAUAUUAUUUAAGUAUUACAUGUUCUGAUAUUUAUUUGCAUAUUUCACAUCAAGACAACCAUAUUGGUUGUGCGCUCAUUGUCAUUUCUGUGAAAUGUUUUGUCACCAACAUGCCAAAUAACGGCAACGUUUUUGAAUAAAUGUGUACACCUUUAUAUUUAAAAUGA